AUGCCUGGUUUAGCACACAGGAAUGAGCAUUACUCUUGUGGGUUCAAAGACGUUGAUGGAGUCAGCUACAAUCAACUUCACAAGUUCUGGAGUGAGCUAUCUCCGGAAGCUAGACAUGAGCUUCUCAGGAUUGAUAGGCAGGCUCUUCUUGAGCUAGCUCGUAAGAACAUGUGCUGUUCUAAAUGCAUUGGCCUGCUUCUUGAAGGCUUCUUGCAUAUUGUUUCACAUGGGAAGUCAAUGCAACAAAAAGAAGAUCUCCCAUGCAACAAAUCAGGAGCUUCAAAACAUGAUAGUAGUCACAGAUGUAGCUGUGAGUUGCAAGACCCUUCUGUUCAUCGAUGGGGAGGUCUCACAGCAACACACGAUGGAUCACUUACACUUCUUGAUUGCUAUUUGUUUGAAAAAUCUUUCAAAGGACUUCAAACUGUGUUUGAAAGUGCCAGAGCUCGAGAGAGGGAACGUGAGUUGCUAUAUCCUCAUGCUUGUGGAAGUCAAAGAAUGGUUGGUUAUGGUAAAGGCCAUGGAACAAGAGAUACAUGUGACAUACAUACCACAAGGCUCUCUUGUGAUACAUUAGUAGGUUUUUGUUCUGCACUUGACAAAGAAAGUAGACAAUCAGUUUUGAGGAUGAAAGAAGAGGAUUUCAUUGAAAGACUAACUAACAGAUUCAAACGCAAGAAGUUUUGUAAAGACUGCAGAAGAAACGUUAUUAGAGAGUUUAAAGAGCUAAAGGAACUUAAACGAAUGCAGAAAGAGCCACAAUGUACAGACUGGUUUUGUGUUGCUGACACAGCCAUUCAAUAUGAGGUGGACAAUGAUUCUGUCAGAGCAGAUUGGAGUCAAUAUUUUAAAGAGAAUGAUGGAUACCAGUACAUCGAGUGGGGUAUUGGAACUGAAGAAGGCGAAACCGAUAUUCUCAAGUACCAAUAUGUAGGCAAUGAUGGGAGCGGUCAAGUUAGUGGCCUAGACCUUCGUGGAUUACGUGAAUGCUACAUCACUGUCAGGGCUUUUAAAGACAGUGGCUGCUGCUCUGAGGUAUCAGUUAAAGCACAUGCGUUGAGAGGCCAACAAUGCGUUCACUCCUGGCUUGUGGUUGGAGAUGGUUUUGUUUCGGUUAAAAGAGGGGAAUGUAUUAGAAUGCUUUUUGAUCAUGCUGAAGAGGUGGAGGAAGAAGAGGAUGAAGUCAUGGUUGACAAAGAUGGGAAUGAGGUUGCUGGUGAGCGUCCACAAAAGCAUGCUAAGACUCCAGAACUAGCUCGAGAGUUUCUUUUAAAUGCUGCAUCUGUUAUUUUCAAGGAGCAGGUUGAGAAAGCAUGUAGGGAAAGUACAGCACGUGAAAAUGCACAGAGUGUAUUUGUAUGCCUUUCAUGUAAGCUAUUAGAGCAACGUGUUCACAUUGCCUGCAAGGAGAUUGUCACCUUGGAUAAGCAGAAACAACUUCUUGAGGAAGAAGAGAAAGAAAAGGAGCAGAAAGGAAGGAAAAGAACUAAAGAAAGGGAGAAAAAACUUCGUAGAAAGGAGAGGUUGAAGGAAAAAGAGCAGAAAAAUCCAAUGUUUAGUAAUAAACCAGUGCUGCUGCCAGUUUUGUCAAGGGAGGAAGAAGUGUUCUUGAAUCUUGAUGAGGAAAUGAACACUAGUGUAAGCUGCGAGGAGUCAGUAAAUGAAACUGGAGAUCUAGAUCUGUCUCCACCAGGUUCUCCUGUAGAAAAACAUGAAGAAGAGGAGAGAAAAAGAAGGAAGAGAACAAAAGAAAGGGAGAAAAAAAUUCGUAGAAAAGAGAGGUUGAAGGAAAAAGAUCAGAAGAAUCCAAAGCUUAGUGAUAAACCAAUGCUGCCAGUUUUGUCAAGGGAAGAAGAAGUGUUCCUGAAUCUUGAUGAGGAAGUGAACACUAGUGUAAGCUGCGAGGAGUCAGCACUUGGUUCUCCUGAUGAUCAAGAUGGAGAUUGUUUGGAUGGUUGCACUUCUCCAAGAGCGCAAACACAAACACACUAUUGUGAUAGCAACACUGUUAGAGAGGUUAUAAUAGAUCAAGAAGAUGGAAACGGCUGCUUUACAACAAAGGAAGGCAAGAAGAUGGAAGAUGACAUGUACUUGAAAGAUCCUAUGAUGAGUAGAACCUCAAGUUCAGAUAGCUGCUCUUCAUGUAUUACUGAAGGAGAUAGCAACGGAAACGCUGAAAUCCUCUCGAUGUCUGAUUCAGAAGAUGCCGGUCUGCAUUCUGAAGGAAGAGAUAAUCUAAUCUUGAUGGCAGAGAAAGAAACAGAGAAGAAGAGUAUUGAUGAAAGAGACCUUAUAAGGAUUAAGAAUAUAUCUAAUCUUCCAGCUGAUACUGGUUCUUGCCUAUCCCAGCCACAAAGCAGCAUGAUGUUUCCUAAAGUGCCAGCUCCUGGUUACUACCAUCAAGAUCCAGUCUCUUGGUCUGCAGGUCCAACCAACAGACUAAUGCCACUCCCUCCUCCUCAUCCUAACCCUUAUGUUACAUACAAAGGUCCUCUUGGAUACGGUUUGAAUGGAGAGUCCCCGUAUGGGACCCCAUUGAACCCUUCAGCAACCCCUUUCUUCAACUCCAGGCCAGCUCCAGUUUCUCAUCCGUCAGUUGAAAACAACACAAUGAACACUGUGGACCAAGGUCACACUCUUGAGCCAUUAGAAGCAGCAGAUGAAAGGAGAGACAUGGAAACUCCAAGCAGCAGAGGUUCUCAAACUGAUAGUGACGAAGGCUUCUCCUUGUUCCACUUUGGUGGGCCGGUUGCUAUGUCUACAGGAUGUAAGUCGAGUCAUGCUCAUUCCAAAGAUGGGAUUUGGGGGGACUUCUCCUUGCACUUCUCAGGAGAUCAUGUUUUUGGUGAUCUCCUCACAGGCAACUGUAAGAAGCCGAAAGAGAGCUGCACAGUAGGUGAAGAGUACAACUUGUUUGCGAAAAGUAACACCUUGAGGUUUUCUAUCUUCUAA
Molecule: messenger RNA, 2952 nt
Organism: Eruca vesicaria subsp. sativa (arugula)
Lineage: Eukaryota; Viridiplantae; Streptophyta; Magnoliopsida; Brassicales; Brassicaceae
Source: the annotation of a GenBank genome assembly